Messenger RNA from Cuscuta campestris, 873 nucleotides. NCBI's taxonomy places the organism in Eukaryota, Viridiplantae, Streptophyta, Magnoliopsida, Solanales, Convolvulaceae. The record is from the annotation of a GenBank genome assembly.
CCAGUCUCACCAAGGGACCAGCCAGCCGAUUCACUCGGGGGAGAUCUACUUCAACGUAGACACCUUCGAGUUCGACAAUCUGAUGGGUGAGACUGGGCAUACGUCCCAGGCGGGGGUGGGAGACCGGCCCAAUGAGGAAAGGGACGCCAAGGAGGAGACUUCUGGGGGGUCCCUUCAACGGAAGAAGCGGAAGACUGAGGAAGUCAACCAGCCUUCCCAUCAGGGGGCCCAGUCCUCCGACGCCGGCAAGGGGCCGAUAGUGCCUCGUUCUCUGGCUUUAAUGUCCAGGUCAAACGAGGAGCUCUUCCGAGCAUUCCGUGCUGAUCUGAAUGAGGUCGGCCGGAUCGGGGAGGAGUACUUCGCCCGGCUGGUGAAGUCGAUGGAUGAGGAGAAGGCCCGGAUGGAGGCCAUGAUGGUCAAAUGCCGGAAGGAAGCCUUGGCUGCCCGGGCCAAGGCAGAGAAGAUAGAGGCCAAAUGGACAGAGCAUUGUACGGUUUACCGCCAGCUCUAUGCCAAGCACGAUGGUCUCCUCAAGGCUGCGAAAGAGGCCGAUGAGCAGGCCCAGGCCAAGAUCAAUCAGCUGGAGGCCGAAAAUGCUCGGUCAGCCGAGGAAAUCGCUCGGCUGGAAGAUGAGCUGCAGAAAGAGCAAUCGGAGCGUGCCGCCCUUGCUGCUGCCUGGGCCACUCAAACGCCUUAGGAGUUUGCUGCUAAGGCGUUGCCUGACCGGGACUCUGCCACCCGCUUCUUCCAAGGCUUGUACAAGUACGAGGUCUCGGCCGGGAUCGUCGACGAAAUCGGAACGUACGGCUUUGAAAGCGGCCAGUACUCGGAGCGGAAGGCCCUCUAUGGCAUCCUUCAGCAGAGGAUCCAAAG